This is a messenger RNA of Populus trichocarpa (black cottonwood), 1138 nucleotides long. RefSeq names its product ras-related protein RABA1f. Lineage: Eukaryota; Viridiplantae; Streptophyta; Magnoliopsida; Malpighiales; Salicaceae. The transcript is spliced from 2 exons. Gene Ontology annotation, molecular function: GTPase activity; GTP binding. The record is from RefSeq and is a predicted model, not a curated record. Gene Ontology annotation, cellular component: endosome. Bases 134 to 781 code for a protein of 215 amino acids.
GGACAUCCUUUUGAUUUAUAAUUGACUAAUGACUGUUUGUCUCUGUUUGUGUCAAAGCGCAAAAUCUGUAAUCUCCCAACUGUACCAGGUCCAGAAGCAAAGUUAGGCUUACAAAACCUUUCGUCUCUUGAAAAUGAGUGCGUACAGAGCAGAUGAAGAUUACGACUAUCUGUUCAAGUUGGUGUUAAUUGGAGACUCUGGAGUUGGGAAAUCGAAUCUCUUAUCUCGAUUCACGAGAAACGAAUUCAACCUGGAAUCCAAAUCCACUAUUGGUGUCGAAUUCGCUACUCGUAGCAUCCGUGUUGAUGACAAGAUUGUCAAAGCCCAGAUUUGGGACACUGCUGGUCAAGAAAGAUACCGGGCAAUCACAAGCGCAUACUACCGAGGAGCUGUCGGUGCAUUGCUUGUUUAUGACGUCACUAGACAUGUCACGUUUGAAAAUGUUGAGAGAUGGCUAAAGGAGCUGAGAGAUCACACAGAUGCUAAUAUUGUGAUUAUGUUUGUUGGUAACAAGGCAGACCUGCGUCAUCUGCGUGCGGUUUCUACUGAAGAUGCCAAGGCCUUUGCUGAGAGGGAGAACACAUACUUUAUGGAGACAUCUGCUCUUGAGUCUCUGAAUGUUGAAAAUGCUUUCACUGAAGUGCUAACCCAAAUAUAUCAUGUGGUCAGCCGCAAAGCACUUGACAUAGGAGAUGAUCCAGCAGCCUUGCCCAAAGGAGAAACCAUCAAUGUUAAGGAUGAUGUUUCAGCAGUCAAGAAAGUUGGUUGCUGCUCUGUUUAAACCCAAGUGAGAGGAUGCAGUGGAAAAAUACUCCAAUUCUCUGCCACCAUGAACUCAAGACUUCCUCUUUUCAAGUCACGGUCCCUCCCCAAAUUUUGUCAUUGUCACAGUCAUAAUGGGAUGGACGCUAAGUUCUUAGAGUUUGUAGUCUGAUGAAAAUGUCUGCAUCUUCCAGGUUUUUAAUUUUUCAUUUGAUGCCAGUUUCUUUAUAGUUUCUCAAGGCUCGUAUCUCAUAUGUCUUUAGUGAUAUAGCUUUUGUUGUAUUUUAUUGCUCCUAGCAUAAGACAUUGUUCCAGACAAUUUUAUUUCUGUACGUGAUUGAAUGAUUUUUAUGAUACAAACUGAUACUUCCUAUAA